UUCUAACCUGAAUGGUCUCUCGCCUUUGCCCUCUCCUCCGAAAUCUCCACCCUCCUGCUCCAUCUCUAUCCGGCGACGGUAUGGCUGUGCGUGUUCUUCCACGCGCCAUUCCUUCCACCUACGUCGUGACAGUGAGCGCUUCUUCGCGUUCGCAUUUUAGGCUCUCGCCGACGCUUAGUCGCCUCUCAUUUCCAACUUCGUCUAUUGAGCCGUCCUCGAUUUUUGAGAGAAGGUUCGGCAAUGGCCCGGGCCGCAAAGAAUUUAGUAGUUGGAGCUUCGCACGGUCGUUCGGGAGAGUGCUCGCGCACCGGAGAGAGUAUAGGAAAAAUUCAAGGCGGCCGGUGAAGAGGAAGGGAAAAGAACUGGACCUUAGUGUAAAGAUUUGCAUUGAAGAGCAGUUGCCUGAUGAUCCUGAAGUUCUGGAUAUUGCUGAAAUGCUCCGACUUAAUGUGCCAAUGGCAUUAAAAUUAGCACUUGAUGGUUUGAAAGAUUCAGAGUAUAAAACUAGAGAUACUGCAAUUGGUGAUGUUGGUUCUUUUGAGAGCAUUGAAUUAUCUGUACUUCUUUGCAACGAUGAGUUCAUCCGCGCGCUGAAUAAAGAGUGGAGAGAUGAAGAUAAGCCUACUGAUGUCCUCUCAAUGUCUCAACAUAUUCCUGAACUUAAAAUUCCCAUCCUCAUGUUGGGUGACAUCGUAAUUUCUGUUGAGACAGCUGCGAAGCAAGCAGAGGAAAGAGGGCAUACUCUUCUUGACGAGAUACGCAUCCUUCUGGUUCAUGGAUUGCUACAUCUUUUGGGAUUUGAUCAUGAAAUUAGUGAUGAGGCAGAAACUGAAAUGGAGGAGAAGGAGGAGGCACUUUUGAAUAGGCUUGGAUGGAAAGGGAAAGGAUUAAUUCAUAGUGCUUAUGACACUGAUGGAACUACGUCUAUUGAGACUAUAGAUGACAGGAAGAUGGAAGGUGGUCUUCGAUUUUACAGACCAAAGUUUAGAUAUAUCUUUUGUGAUAUGGAUGGCACUCUUCUAAAUAGCAAAAGUCAGAUUACUUGUGCAACAGCACAAGCUCUAAAAGAGGCUACUUCAAGGGGUGUAAAAGUAGUGAUAGCUACUGGAAAAACUCGUCCUGCUGUCAUAAAUUUGAUGAAGACAGUAGACUUAGUAGGAAAGGAUGGCAUCAUUUCAGAGUUUUCUCCUGGUGUGUUCUUGCAGGGACUGCUUGUGUAUGGUAGACAAGGUAGGGAAAUUUCGAGAAGGAAUUUAGACCCCAAUGUCUGCAGAGAGGCAUGCCUCUACUCUCUCAAACACAAAGUUCCUCUUAUUGCCUUCAGUGAAGAUCGUUGUUUAACUUUAUUUGACCACCCUUCCGUGGAAUCACUUCACACAAUAUAUUAUGAGCCAAAGGCGGAGAUCAUUCCAAGUGUUGAACAACUUCUGGCAGGAGUGGAAAUACAGAAGAUGAUAUUCUUGGACACUGCUGAAGGAGUGGCUUCUACAUUGAGACCAUAUUGGAUGGAAGCAACCGGGGAAUAUGCUUCUGUUGUACAAGCUGUACCAGAUAUGCUUGAAAUUGUUCCUUCAGGAACUUCUAAAGGCAGAGGAGUCCAAAUGCUUCUUGAUCAUUUAGGUGUUAGUCCAAAUGAGAUAAUGGCGAUUGGUGAUGGGGAAAACGAUAUGGAGAUGCUUGAGCUGGCUUCUCUGGGCGUUGCUCUCAGCAAUGGAUCAGAGAAGGCAAAGGCUGUCGCUAAUGUGAUUGGUUCCAGCAACGAUGAAGAUGGAGCAGCUGAUGCAAUUUAUCGCUAUGCAUUUUAAGGUUGUGUUUUGCAAUGAGAGAGUAAAAGGGACAAAACGUGAGGCUUAAAAGAAACAAAAAAAAAAAUUUCAAAAAAAGAAGAAGAAACAAAUUGAAAUUCUUGAGAUUACAAAAACCUAACAUUUUUAUUGACUUCUAAUUAUGUCAAUUUUAUGGCAAUAUUUAAUUCAGCCAUUAGUAAAGGAAGAAACUUAUUUUCUUUGGGCA
Molecule: messenger RNA, 2013 nt
Organism: Ipomoea triloba (trilobed morning glory)
Lineage: Eukaryota; Viridiplantae; Streptophyta; Magnoliopsida; Solanales; Convolvulaceae
Product: endoribonuclease YBEY, chloroplastic
Exons: 12
Coding region: 12-1805 (597 amino acids)
Biological process (GO): rRNA processing
Molecular function (GO): metalloendopeptidase activity
Source: RefSeq, a predicted model, not a curated record